This is a messenger RNA of Teleopsis dalmanni, 1185 nucleotides long. Its product is annotated as mitochondrial 2-oxoglutarate/malate carrier protein-like. Gene Ontology annotation, biological process: phosphate ion transmembrane transport; succinate transmembrane transport; thiosulfate transport. Bases 113 to 1054 code for a protein of 313 amino acids. Gene Ontology annotation, molecular function: sulfate transmembrane transporter activity; thiosulfate transmembrane transporter activity; oxaloacetate transmembrane transporter activity. The record is from RefSeq and is a predicted model, not a curated record. The transcript has a single exon. NCBI's taxonomy places the organism in Eukaryota, Metazoa, Arthropoda, Insecta, Diptera, Diopsidae.
UUUUUUAAACUAAAUAUGUGUAAAUUUUUCGGUUAGCGUAGGGCCAAAUUAUUCAUUUCUUUCGAAGUCUUUGUCAAAAUUCUAAGUUUAAAAUUAAAAUAAAAUUUGAAAAAUGGCAGAUACCAAAGAUCCCAAGGCAUCGGCACCGAGGCCACAGAAACCAAUACCGAACGCAAUGAAAUUUACGUUAGGUGGAUUAGCAGGAAUGUGUGCAACAUGUUUUGUACAACCUUUCGAUGUCAUCAAAACACGUAUGCAGGUAUCCAGUUCUUCUGGUGGUCAAAAAGAUAGUUCCUUGCAAGUUGCUUCAUCAAUCUUCAAGGACCAAGGCAUACCUGGCUUAUAUAAAGGUCUUAGUGCUGGUUUACUUCGCCAAGCUACCUAUUCCACAGCCCGAUUGGGUAUGUACAGUUAUUUGAACGGCCUUUAUAGCGCACAUGUUGCACCUAAGCCCACAGUAUUGGCGAGUAUGGGUAUGGGCGUAAUCGCUGGUUCGAUUGGAGCAUUUGUAGGAACACCAGCAGAGGUGGCUUUGAUUAGAAUGCAAGCAGAUGGGCGCUUACCCCCAGCUGAGCGCAGAAAUUAUAAAAAUGUCUUCAAUGCUUUAAUACGUAUUGUGAAGGAGGAAAAUGUAAUGGCAUUAUAUAGAGGAUGUAUACCGACAACUGCACGAGGUGCCGUCGUGAAUAUGACGCAAUUGGCUUCAUAUUCACAAUUUAAGUUACUUUUUAAUUCAUUAGGCUUGAAAGAAGGUAUUCCAUUACAUAUAAGUGCAAGUAUGAUGUCCGGAUUCCUUACAACAUUAGCCUCCAUGCCCCUUGAUAUGGCCAAAACUCGUAUACAAAAUAUGAAGAAUAACGAAUACAGCGGUACACUUGACGUGCUGAUGAAAGUUGCGAAGCAGGAAGGUGUCCUUUCACUUUGGAAGGGCAUGUUGCCAUACUUCUUUCGACUCGGUCCUCAUACCGUGCUUACGUUCGUGUUUUUGGAACAAUUUACUCAAUUUUAUUCAGUUCAUAUACUCGGUAACGAUAGUAAGGGAUCUGGUAUAUAACAAAAUUGUUCGGUUUGCAUGUUUCGGCAAUUAUUGUGAAUACUACGUUUUAGAAAUUGUUAUUAAAUUUUUUGUGAAUAAUUGUGGAUAUAUUUUAGUCAAAUUUUUAGGUGUUAUAAAUAUAUAUAAAA